AUGUACAGUACUGCAGUCUACAUUCAUGCACUAUUGAUGUUUUGUGUGUCAUCCGUGGGAAUAAUGUUGAGCAAUACGCUCGCCGUGACAUCUCUGCCGUUGCUGUGUACUCUGGUAUUGCUGCAGAUGAUCGCCACACUUGCGUUGCUCCUUCCAUUCCCCUCACAUGUGAAGGCGAUGACACCUAAAAAUGGGCCUGUCUGGAUUCCCGUGGCGUUAUUUUUUGUCCUCAUGUUGUAUACAAGUAUGAAGAGUUUUGUUUAUGCGAGCGUUCCGACUGUUAUUAUUGUAUGCAACUCUGGGUUCAUCGUUACGACAGUCGUAGAGUAUUAUGUACUUGGCGAAGUGGUGAAUGUUGAGAUUAUUUUUGGCAGAGGUCGUCGUCUUUUGCGGAGCUGUGGUAUACGGCUGGGUGAACUCCACCUUUUCCGUUAUUGGACUGGUGUGGAUGCUCGCAAACAUUGUUGGACAAGGGUGCUAUCGGAUUCUUGUGAGACACAUGACGAGUACUGUCCCGGGGUUCGUAUCCGCCCCCAAGUACACGUUGGCACUGUAUAA
This is a messenger RNA of Trypanosoma rangeli, 558 nucleotides long. RefSeq names its product GDP-mannose transporter. The record is from RefSeq and is a predicted model, not a curated record. The transcript has a single exon. NCBI's taxonomy places the organism in Eukaryota, Euglenozoa, Kinetoplastea, Trypanosomatida, Trypanosomatidae. The coding region runs from base 1 to 558 and encodes 185 amino acids.